This is a messenger RNA of Cornus florida, 750 nucleotides long. RefSeq lists its product as uncharacterized. Lineage: Eukaryota; Viridiplantae; Streptophyta; Magnoliopsida; Cornales; Cornaceae. The record is from RefSeq and is a predicted model, not a curated record. Bases 1 to 750 code for a protein of 249 amino acids. The transcript has a single exon.
AUGUCGGCCGCUGGUAGAGGUCGAGGACGACCUGCUAGAGACAGAGGUCAAGGAGGCGCCAAUCAGGGCGGUGCAGGCCGUGGCAUGGGCCAAAUAGACGAGGCACUUCAAAUGCCGAAUCCUAAUGCGGAACAAGUUCCCAUGACUACAUACAUAAGGGACAUACGCAAAUUAGGAGCUAUUAAGUUCGUUAGAGCUGCUGAUCCACUUAAGGCCAAAAAAUGGAUCGAUGACAUGGAAAAGUAUUUUGAGAUGAUGGACUGUACUGAAGUGCAGAAAAGGAUGAUAGCUGCAUUUUUCUUGUGGGGUGAGGCACGCCAGUGGUGGCAAACCGUGACUAGGACUACUGUAGACAUAGCUGCUAUGACUUGGGAAGAAUUUAAGACACAGUUCUAUGAAAAACAUUUUCCGCGGUCCGUGAGAAAAAAGAAAGGAAUUGAAUUCAUGGAAUUAGAACAAAGCAAUACAAUGACGGUUAGUGAUUAUGAGAUAAAGUUCACGGAACUCUCUCGAUUUGCUCCUCACAUAGUAGCUAAUAAGGAACACAAGAUUCGAAAGUUUGAGUGGGGUCUGAUCUCCCAUGUCAAAAGAUUGGUAGUCGGGUAUAGGUGUGACACUUAUGCAAAGGUUGUGGAAUGUGCCAUGGCAAUUGAAGAAAAUAACAACAAUAUUUUUCAGAAGAAAAAAGGAGUAACGGUCACAAAAGAAAGGAAAAGGAAAGGGUACUUUCUAAGAAGCUCAAGGAAGUAA